Pseudoliparis swirei is the source of this 1317-nucleotide messenger RNA. RefSeq names its product TATA box binding protein like 2 (gene tbpl2). Gene Ontology annotation, biological process: DNA-templated transcription initiation. The record is from RefSeq and is a predicted model, not a curated record. The transcript has 8 exons. Lineage: Eukaryota; Metazoa; Chordata; Actinopteri; Perciformes; Liparidae. Gene Ontology annotation, molecular function: DNA binding; RNA polymerase II general transcription initiation factor activity. Bases 31 to 930 code for a protein of 299 amino acids.
ACCAGGACCAGGAUCCAGACGGCUUUCCUCAUGGACGAGUCGGCGCUGGAACGUUACUUCGAUGACUCCAUCGCUAACGACUAUGGUUUUUUGGGGGAGGAACUUGACCCCCAUAGCCCCGCCCCCUCAGGAACGGGUCCAGCCCUUUCUCACCUGCCCGUGAAGGCGGGGGAGGAGCUCGACCUCAGCUUCCUCCCCGACGAAGUCCCUGAUGAUGCAACAGCCGACAGUCGGCCCGUCGCUCUAGACGUGUCUCAGGACAGCGGCAUCGGUCUGGACCACAACUCCCAGGAUGCAGCAGCAGAAGACCCCCAGCAGGGGCCGGCCCCCUUCUGCCCCAUGACCCCCAUGACCCCCAUGACACCCAUGACCCCCGUGACGGAGAGGUCAGGAAUCAUCCCCAUGUUACAGAACAUCGUUUCCACAGUGAACCUCGGGUGUCCUCUGGAUCUGAAGUUCAUCGCUCUGCAGGCCAGAAAUGCCGAAUACAACCCAAAGCGCUUCGCGGCCGUCAUCAUGAGGAUCAGAGACCCCAGAACCACAUCGCUGAUCUUCAGCUCCGGAAAGAUGGUCUGUACAGGAGCCAAAAGUGAGGAGCACUCCCGACUAGCAGCCAGGAAGUAUGCCCGUGUGGUUCAGAAACUCGGCUUUCCGGCUCGUUUCCUGGACUUUAAGAUCCAGAACAUGGUGGCCAGCUGCGACGUUUGCUUCCCGAUCCGGCUGGAGGGGCUGGUGCUGACCCACCAACAGUUCAGCAGCUAUGAACCAGAACUGUUCCCGGGCCUCAUCUACCGGAUGGUGAAGCCUCGCAUCGUGCUGCUCAUCUUCGUGUCGGGGAAAGUGGUUCUGACGGGAGCCAAAGAGCGAGAGGAGAUCUACGAAGCGUUUGAGAACAUUUACCCGAUUCUGAGAGGCUUCAGGAAGCAGUGAGGACGACACCGCGUCCUGUUUGAGGACAACACCACUUCCUGUUUGAGGAUGACAUCACUUCCUGUUUGAGGACAACUCCUACACCACUUCCUAUUUGAGGACAACUCCUACACCACUUCCUAUUUGAGGACAUCUCCUACACCACUUCCUAUUUGAGGACAUCUCCAGCACCACUUCUAUUUGAGGACAUCUCCUACACCACUUCCUAUUUGAGGACAUCUCCAGCACCACUUCCUGUUUGAGGACAUCUCCAGCACCACUUCCGGUUUGAGGACAUCUCCAGCACCACUUCCGGUUUGAGGAUAUCUCCUGCACCACUUUCUGUUUGUAAAUAGAUGAUCUUUGAAUGUGUCUGAAUGUUGAAAAGAAAUAAAUGACUUAAAUGUU